Messenger RNA from Alligator mississippiensis (American alligator), 1802 nucleotides. RefSeq names its product BRF2 RNA polymerase III transcription initiation factor subunit (gene BRF2). Gene Ontology annotation, molecular function: TBP-class protein binding; RNA polymerase II general transcription initiation factor activity. The coding region runs from base 70 to 1311 and encodes 413 amino acids. The record is from RefSeq and is a predicted model, not a curated record. Gene Ontology annotation, biological process: transcription initiation at RNA polymerase II promoter; transcription preinitiation complex assembly. The transcript is spliced from 4 exons. Gene Ontology annotation, cellular component: transcription preinitiation complex; nucleus. NCBI's taxonomy places the organism in Eukaryota, Metazoa, Chordata, Crocodylia, Alligatoridae.
GCGCGGGGUCCCCCGCGCCGCAUCCGGUGCGCUCCGCUCCGCUCGGCCGGCGGCGGCGGCGGCGGCGGCAUGUCCGGCCGGCAGACGUGCCCGGGCUGCGGCUCCACUGACCUGGUGCAGGACGCGCUGUACGCGCAGAGCCAGCUGGUGUGCACCGCCUGCGGCCGCGUCCUCGCCGAGGGGCUGCUCACCACCACCUUCGCUGAGGAGCAGCAGCUGCAAGAGGUGACAUACUCAUGGAGCACGGGCCAGAAGGAGCAGCUGAGCCGCUGUGAACAGCGAGGGAUCAAGCGUGUCCAGGAUCUGUGCAAAGUCCUCCAGCUCCCACCUGUGUUUGAAGAGACAGCUGUGUCUUAUUUCCAGCGUGCAAUCAAGCACCCCUCUUUCCACUUAGUCAGCUUGGAGAAGAAGGAGGUUCUGGUGGGUUGCUGCGUCUGUGUGACCUGCCGGCAGCACAACUGGCCUGUGACCAUGGGAACGAUUUGCUCCCUGCUGUAUGCGGACAAGGAACUGUUUACCAGUGUGUACCUGCAUGUCUUGAAGGAGCUGGAGCUGGAUGUGCCUGCCCUGAGCCUGAUGGAUCUGGUGAAAACGCAUCUCAAUGGCUUCAAGCUAUUCCAGAGUUCGACCACGGUCCCUGCCAAAUUUAUUGAGGACAAGGAGAAGAUGGUGACACGAACGAUCCAGCUGGUGGAGCUGGCCAGCAAGACAUGGCUGGUGACGGGCCGACACCCCAUCCCGAUUGUCACAGCAGCAGCCUACCUUGCAUGGCAGUCACUGCAGCCUGGUGGCCGCCUGACCUGCACCUUCUCUCGCUUCUGCAAGCUGGCAGACACGGACCUCCCUCCGCCGGCCCACUUGAGACUGAAGGAACUUCAAGAAAUACUCCUUAGAAUGGCCUCCCAGCUGGCCUGGCUGCGGGUGCUCCGCGUGGACAAGAAGACGGUGGUCAAGCACAUCGGGGACCUGCUUCAGCACAGGUCCUUCCUGCUGAGAUGCUCCUUCAGGGCAGGAGAUGCAGAGGACGGGGGUGAGGAAGCUGAGGGGGCUAGUGCGAGCAGCAGCCUGCAGGCGGUGGAGAGUGCAGGGCAGCCUGAGGGCCAUUCCACAGCUGGGACCGGCCGCAGCACGCAGACACCUCUGCUUCCACCAUGCCUCCUGCAUCCCAAGAAGAGACCCCGAGCAGCCAGCCCGGACCCUUCAGCCCCUGAUGUCACCGGAGACGAGCCCAUUCCAGAUAGCGAGAUAGAGCAGUACUUACGGAGCCAGGAGGAAAUAGAUGCACUGAGUCAGGCACGGGCCUGGCAGUGAACCCACAUGCCUGCCUCAGGCCUGCCGCACCCCAACACUUCCAGCCAGAGCGUAGCCCUGUCCCUGGAGCUGUCCUGGGCAUGUGAGACCCCUUCUCUUCCAGGGGAAGGGAAGCAGUGGGUCUCAGAUGAGCUGUGCUGUGCCAGCCAUUGCGGGGCACUGACAUGUCCUCCCGCUUGUCAGGCUGGGCCAGAAUGGAAUCCCAAAGAGGUGCUGGGGAAGGCUGGGGGGGCACUUGGGGGAGCUCCUGGUAGGAGCAGUGACCACAGCCUCCAAGGAGGCUCUCAGACUUGUUUCCUGACAUCCCCCAGUGAGCACAGCAUUGCUGAAGCCCAGCUGCUCUUCUCCUUCAGGGUAUGAACACAGCUCUUACACACUAGGGACUUGCCCAUGGCUGAGUCCUCCGUGGUGGUGGGUCUGGGCAUAGCUGAGAGCUCUUUUGGUUCUGUUGGCCAGUGAUCCAGCCCAGCUCAAUAAACACGUGAUGCUGA